Messenger RNA from Aphis gossypii (cotton aphid), 570 nucleotides. RefSeq lists its product as uncharacterized. The record is from RefSeq and is a predicted model, not a curated record. Lineage: Eukaryota; Metazoa; Arthropoda; Insecta; Hemiptera; Aphididae. The transcript is spliced from 3 exons. Bases 203 to 523 code for a protein of 106 amino acids.
GGAAGAAUUAGUUAAGAAGUACGAUGACAAUAUGAUAAACAAUUUAUUUAAAAAUAUAAUUUCUAUACUGGCAUAUAUAAAAUGAUUGGACAGCAAAAUAGAUACAUUAAUUCAAAACAAUAAUAAUGUACAGAUAAAUCAAACUUUUAACAAUAAUUUCGAGAAAAUCUUUCCAUUAAACAAUGUAGAAGCCGUGGAUGACAUGGAAAAUAAAUUAAAAUUGGAUGAAAACACUUCUGGUCAACUGAGGAAUUUACUGCAAAAAAUUGGUGGCACAGGACUUAAAAACUUUGUUAAAAGAGUUUUGGAAAGAAUAUUCACAAAUGAAUUAUCCACAAAAUAUUCAUGGACCGGAUUUAAAGAUAAUCAUGCUCUUAGAAAUUUAAAAAUUAUAAAAGCCAUGAAAGAUGUUGCCAAUAGUACUUUUUCUGAAAUUGACGCUAAUUUCGAAGCACACAUUAAAGACUGGUUUUGUCAUAGUUCUCAAAGAUAUGCAAGAGAACAACAAAAAGAAUCUUCAUAGGCAUCUAAAUUUUAAUUCAGUUAAUACAUUCAUUCAGUCAUUCAGUA